Molecule: messenger RNA, 1203 nt
Organism: Vigna radiata var. radiata (mung bean)
Lineage: Eukaryota; Viridiplantae; Streptophyta; Magnoliopsida; Fabales; Fabaceae
Exons: 3
Coding region: 105-1082 (325 amino acids)
Molecular function (GO): polysaccharide binding
Source: RefSeq, a predicted model, not a curated record
CUUCACUAAUAUUCUUAUUUUCUUCCGCUCUCACCACCACCUAUACUUCUUACUUGUGUCUACUUCUGAUUCGAAAAACCAUCAAGUGAUUCAGAAAGUCUCUCAUGGCUAUGCUUCUCAUUCACACAAUCUCAUUAUCACUACUCAUUUUCUCAUCAUCUUUCACUCUCACAACAUCUCAGUCCAGCGUGUGCAGAACAUCCUGCGGGGACAUCCCCAUCAAGUACCCCUUCGGCAUCGACGACGGAUGCGGAAGCCCAUACUACAGACACCUUUUUGCAUGUUCCAACUCGGGAAAACUCGAACUCAGAACCCCUUCGGGAAGAUACCCGGUUCGCAACGUUAGCUACGCUGAUCCACACGUUGUGCUGACCGAUCCCUUCAUGUGGAGCUGCGAGGAUGGUGAGAGGUUUCGUCCCACCAGACCCUUCAGCUUGGAUAGCAGCACCCACUUCAAGCUCUCUCCUCAGAACGAGUACAUGUUCUUCAACUGCAGUGAGGACAACGUCAUCAUUCAGCCCAAGCCCAUGUUCUGCGAGCACUUCCCUGAACACUGUGACUCUUCCUGUGACAGUGCUAGCUAUCUGUGCAGACACUUGCCUGGGUGCUCCUUUGCGCUCCCUCGCAGUACUUGUUGUUCGUACUAUCCCAAAGCCACCGAGUCUCUUAGGUUGAUGCUUAAGUAUUGCACCAGUUACGCUAGCGUUUAUUGGAAGAACGUCGGUGCUCCUAUGUCUGAUGAUCAGGUUCCGGAAUAUGGUAUCAGAAUUGAUUUUGAUAUACCUGUUACAACGCGCUGCCUUCAGUGCCAGGAUCCGUUGAAAGGAGCUGGGAUUUGUGGAUUUGACACGCGGAACCAGAGUUUCACGUGUCUUUGUAAGGAUGGAAACUCCACAACUCAUUGCAAAGAUUUUGACAUUGCAAGGCACAAUAAGAGGGUCCAUGUAAUAGCAGGGACAGUUACGGGCGUUUCCGUUGCCAGUGCAUUUGGAAUUGGAGCUGCUGUUUGGUACUUGAAGAAAGUGAGAGCUAAAGCACCAGUCACAUGUGGUGUCCAAAGCAACGAAAAUAGGCUAUUCUGAAGAACACCAAAUGAUGUGAACCACACACAAAUCUUUCUUUUGUUACUUUUUCAUUGUGUUUAUUUAUUUAUAUAUACCACAAUGAUACAGUCAUAGAGUUGGGUCCCAAUUUUUCCGAAUU